GUAAUGCCAUUCUCAACGGCAUGUUCUACACCACUUUCGAAUUUUGAAGCUGGUCAGAAUUAUAAAGAUGUUAUCGAUCCCGCAGUGGUAGUUGGUUUCUCAUUAGAUGAUGAUUCAUCAGUACAGCUGGUUGCCUGGACUACUACACCAUGGACUUUAGUCAGUAAUUUAAGUUUAGCCGUUCAUCCAGACAUGGUUUAUGUUACGGUUGAAGACAAAAAAAAGAAAAAAAAGUACAUCUUAAUGGAAGAAAGAAUAUGUGAACUUUACAAAAAAGAAGACGACUAUGAGGUUCUGGAUCGAUUUGAAGGAAAGGUAUUGGAAGGCAAAACGUAUCAGCCUCUUUUUCCAUAUUUCGCAGAAUUGAAAUCCAAAAUUGGUGCAUUUCGAGUUCUUCUCGCUACAUAUAUUACUAGUGAUCAGGGUACUGGUGUAGUGCAUCAAGCUCCUUACUUUGGUGAGGCGGAUUUUGAAACGUGUUUAAAAAAUGGUAUUAUAACUCGUGACAUGAAGUUGGUGUGUCCAGUCGAUGAAUGCGGUUGUUUUACAAGUGAUGUACCUGAUUUCUCUGGACAGUAUGUAAAAGAUGCUGAUAAGAAUAUUUGCCUCUAUUUAAAGUCCCAAGGAAACCUCAUAAAGUCUAGUGAAGUGAAACACAGUUAUCCUUAUUGUUGGCGAUCAGAUACACCGUUACUUUACAUGGCAGUACCAUCCUGGUUCAUUCGUGUAGAGGAGAUCGUACCAAAACUUCUAGUUAAUAAUGAAAAAACUCUUUGGGUACCAUCAUUUGUGAAAGACAAGCGAUUUGGUAAUUGGCUGAAAGAUGCUCGUGAUUGGGCAGUUUCUAGAAAUCGGUUCUGGGGUACGCCAAUAAAUUUAUGGGUUAGCGAUGAUCUGGAAGAAAUCGUUGCACCAGCUUCGAUUGCUGAAUUAGAAAAAUUAUCCGGACAGAAAGUGACAGAUUUGCACAGAGAAAAUAUCGACCAUAUUACUAUACCAUCAGUUACUGGUCGUGGUACGUUGCACCGCGUUACCGAGGUUUUUGAUUGCUGGUUUGAGUCAGGCUCAAUGCCUUAUGCCCAGCAGCAUUAUCCAUUUGAAAACAAAAAGAAAUUUGAAGAAAAUUUUCCGGCUGACUUCAUUGCUGAAGGUAUUGACCAGACACGUGGUUGGUUUUAUACACUUAUGGUUAUUUCAACCGCAUUAUUCGAUCGGCCACCUUAUAAAAAUCUUAUCUGCAAUGGUUUAGUUCUUGCCAGUGAUGGUUCGAAAAUGUCAAAACGAAAGAAAAAUUAUCCUGACCCUUUAGAUGUUGUCGAGAAAUAUGGUGCCGACGCUUUGAGAGUUUAUCUUAUUAAUUCACCUGUUGUUCGUGGAGAAAACUUGCGUUUCCGUGAAGAAGGUGUUAGAGAUGUAUUGAAAGAUGUUUUAUUACCAUGGUACAACGCUUACAGAUUUUUUGUCCAGAAUGUUAAGCUAUACGAAUUAACAAACGGCAAAAAGUUUGUCUUAUUGGAAGAAAAAUCUGAUAAUGUCAUGGAUAAAUGGAUUCUCUCUUUCUCCAACAGUUUGUUGAAUUUUGUCAGAAAUGAAAUGAGCGCUUAUCGGCUUUAUGCAGUUGUCUCGCCUCUUACAAACCAAAAAUAUACUCCUGCAAUGAUGGUUCAUUGUGGUCCUGAAAAGCAUCGUGUUUUAUUACUAGCAGACGGCAAUGUUCUGACGUAUACGAGGUUACUGUAUGAGGUGCGGGCAAUUUUUUCUUUAUGGACAAAGCCAAAAAUACUGUUGUCCCUGGAGCCAUCACCUACAUCAUCCAUUAUAUCAUCAAGCUACAAUUUGCUUGAUUUGGACAGCAAAGAUGUUUAUGUGUUUUUCUAA
Molecule: messenger RNA, 1878 nt
Organism: Thelazia callipaeda (thelaziosis nematode)
Lineage: Eukaryota; Metazoa; Nematoda; Chromadorea; Rhabditida; Thelaziidae
Source: the annotation of a GenBank genome assembly